This is a messenger RNA of Cyprinus carpio (common carp), 3433 nucleotides long. RefSeq names its product ras-related protein Rab-33B-like. NCBI's taxonomy places the organism in Eukaryota, Metazoa, Chordata, Actinopteri, Cypriniformes, Cyprinidae. Gene Ontology annotation, biological process: Rab protein signal transduction. The record is from RefSeq and is a predicted model, not a curated record. Gene Ontology annotation, molecular function: GTP binding; GTPase activity. Gene Ontology annotation, cellular component: Golgi apparatus; endosome.
UGGAAGUACCAACCAUAACGCUCUCAGUAUUAUGUGACGUCUCGCGAGAUUACAGUUGUGUCAACGUCGUACGUGGCUGGCUACAGACCCAAACAGUCUAGGAAGACUCCGCCAGGAAUGCAUCAGCAAAAUGCGGAGACUACCGGUCAACACGUCAAAUACAGUCCCCGACGCUUGAAUCUCUGAAUUUUGCACAUGAAGCUUGAGGUGAAGGGCUGAAUGUUAAAUUUAGCCUGCGUUCGAGUCAUUUGUUUGACCCGCUAGCAUCACAACAUUUGCACUGUGCCAUUCUGUGAGGCACUUGUUUGUCUUUAGGAAGACAGCAUGGCAGAUAUCGAGUCCUCCUUUGACUUUAGCUCAUCUUUGACCAGCUCUUCGCUGCCUCCCCCGCGGACUCGAAUCUUUAAGAUCAUCGUGAUAGGAGACUCUGGAGUUGGCAAGACGUGCCUCACCUAUAGAUUCUGUGCGGGCAAGUUUCCUGACAAGACCGAGGCCACUAUCGGGGUGGACUUUCGGGAAAAGGUUAUUGAAAUAGACGGAGAGAAACUCAAGGUCCAGUUGUGGGACACCGCAGGUCAGGAGCGCUUCCGAAAGAGUAUGGUGCAGCACUACUACCGCAACGUCCACGCUGUGGUGUUUGUCUAUGACGUCACCAAUGCCGCUAGUUUCCGAAGCCUUCCAGCGUGGAUCGAGGAGUGCUGUCAGCAUGCCCUGGGUCAAGAGGUGCCCAGAAUCUUGGUUGGCAACAAAUGCGACCUGCGCCACGCUGCUCAAGUAAGCACUGACGUAGCGCAGCAGUUCGCCGAUGCACACUCAAUGCCUCUGUUCGAGACCUCUGCCAAGAACCCCUAUGGAAACGAUGAUAGCGGUCGGAAUAAUAGUGACCACGUGGAAGCCAUUUUUAUGACGGUGGCGCAUAAGCUGAAAUCUCAGAAGCCGCUGGUGUUAAGCCAACCACCGUGCAGAUCAGGAGAUACUGUCACUCUCAGGAGGGAGGACGAAGAGGACAGGGGAACUUGGGGCUGUGGAUGUUGAGGUAAUGAAGGAGUCACCACUUUACAGGAUGGAGGUGACAAAGGUAAAGCACCUUUUAAAGAAGCAGAUACAGAGGUGCUUUUGUGUUAUCUGUGAAGGUCCAGGGUUGAUGACACAAGAACAUGUAUUCUCUGUAGGUGAAUUUGAAAAUUUUACUUUUUUUUAUGCCACAAUUAGAUAAACUGUUCUGUUAAAUCUCUUCAGCCUCCCAGGUGAAUUUGGUUUAGUCUGUUUGUUUGUUUGUUCUCUCAUUCUUUGCAAGCCACACAUACUAAAUGCAGGUUAUUUAUUAGUGCUGCUAAUAGGUUUUAGACAAAACGAGGGAUGAAUUUAAAAGAAAAAUAAAGCUGAUAUCCUUGCCUUUCUGAAAAAGCCAGUCCUAGUCCACUGCCAUUGUUUUAUUUUUGCCAAUUUAUUUUUUUCCAAGCAGUCAUUCAUCUGAAUAAAAUCUACUGUAAAGACAUCUGGGUUAUGCAUGAUAACCAGUCCUUCCUGUGAAUCAUGUUGAAAUGUAGGUAAGUUAGGUAAAAAGGGACAAGAAUUUGCUGACAAUAUUUACUUCAGUGUCUACACUCAGGUUUUGUAUGUAGUACUGCUUUGUUAGGCAAAAUGAAGAUGAUCUGUAGUGUAUAAUUGCAGAUUAGUAUGAGUAUCUCAUAUUAUUCAUGGCAUUGCUCUGUGCAUGGCAUAAAUCUGAUUAGAAGGUUUGAUAUCAAUUUGUAUUUCAAUGUGUAAUCUGUCAGUACAAAUACACAGAUCUGUUAAUGACUAAAUUGUCUUUUCCUUCGGCUGUCUUCUUUCCAACACUGAUAUGCAGAAAGGAGUUGAAUCCAUUACAGGGAAUAUUCACUCAUGUCAUUAUGUAACCACAGCUGGUCCUGUGGAGUGUGUUGGAAACUCAGAAGCAAAGACCAGGAGACUCUUGGGUAAUCUUCAGCAGGACUCUUUAUUGAGAACGCGCUGCGUGGGGCUGCAGUCAUCAAAAGUCUAACUAAAGCAGUAAUGCUUCAUCAUUUAUAUCCAUUCAAGGGGGAGGGAUGCAUAGAGGUGGCGACAAUCUAAACAAAGCAUCCAAAUGCAGUACAGGAAUCAGCCCAUUACCAGAGUUUCCCCAGCCCUGAUCUCAUCACCAUAACAGUGUCAUUCAAAUGCAUAGGUGCUAAUUCAAUCAGCCUGGCAGUAUCGCCCAUACCUUCAUAUUAUCAUAGAGACAAAGGCACAGCUGUGCCUUGAGCUUAGCAUUCACCUUUAACUUGGGACCCUGCCCAAUAGUCAGGAAGUGCAUGAAGACAAAAGGUAAAUGUCUCAGACACUUGGGCUGCUUGACUUGUUCUUCUUAGAAUGUCAUCAUCUUUACCUCAAAAUGUAAUACACAAUGUACAUAACCUUAGUUUUUCAUGUGAUGCUAUGUCAGAACAUAGGAUCAGCAUAUUUUAAACAGAUUCUUAAAAUUGUAAUCCCACAGGUGCACGAAAGAAGCUCAGGCAUGACAUUAUUUAUUUUAUGGGAAAUUGCCAAAAAGAGGUUUUGCAUACGAUUUCUAGUUAUUUUUUUGAAGUAGGUUGGUAAAGGGCCUGAUUAGCUGAUGCUUUGCAUUGUUUGAUUUGGGUACAAUAAAAGGGGAGCAUGUGAUUAUUUGAGGCACGGUUGGCGAUGGCUUUUAAAUAUUUAAAUGCAACAUAAAUGCAUACUAAGACUUGUCUAUUUGUGCUUAAUGUUUUGACCCUGGGUGCUUACAGAAGGUUUAUAUUUUAUUUAUCUGCCAUAAACAUGAUUUUUGUAGGUUCAUGCUGAACUGGUCUUGAUGAAAACACUCUUGGUCUGGAUUUUCUUCAUUGUUGUCUGUACAGAUUUUUCUCUUUUCAAGUGUCAAUUGUCUCUUUUCACUAUUUCAAGUGUCCUUCAGAAUUUAAUUCUGUAUUUUUUUCUGUCUUCAUGAACACAUCAAUUAUGUAAUGUAAAUAUUAGCAGAUCUCAAAAAUCCACAAAAACAAUGUUACAGCUUGAAAAUUCCAAAUGCAGAAAAUAUAUGGAAGAUUAUUAAAAUGUUUAAGAGUUACAUUUUUAUUAUAUGUAAUUGUUUAUUAUUCUUGGGAUAAUUAUGCAUCUUUGCAAACAAAAAGUAUGAGCCAAUUCUUGGUAUCUGGAGUCGGCAGUUGAUAAAAUAACACCUUGCAAUGCCAGAACUCAAGCAUGCACAGCAUAUCUUUACUAGUCAUUUGUCUGAUACAACUCAUGACUUUAAUGUUGAUCAGUGAGUUGUAGUGAUAUAGUUUUAAGAAAAUAAACAAGCCAUCGAUCCACUAUAAUCAAAGGAGUACAAAAGAAAUCAAUGCUUGUUGCGGUUUUGGUUUUCAAUGUUCUACUAAAAAUAAAAGUACCACAUCUUUGAAUUUCA